AUGGACCCAUUUACAGCAUUGGGUGUUGCGGGCAACAUCGUUCAGUUUGUAGAUUUCGCUGCCAAAUUGAUCUCAAAAAGUCGAGAGAUUUAUCAUUCCGUGGAUGGCGCUUCAUCUCAGCAUCUCGAUCUCCAAGAAAUUGCCAGUAACCUAAAUCGAUUAAAUGGGCGACUUCAAGAGGAUCUCCGUCACCAGAUUGUCUCAACGACCGCAUAUCCUUCCCUCGGACAUGGAGGUUCAGGACGAGCUGAGAAAGAGCUUGGAGUGAUCAACACAAAAUGUGCAGAAGAAGCUGGAAAACUGAUUUCUGCUCUAAAAGUUAUCAGGGUUAAGGGAAGCAUAAGAAGUGGAACAGCUUUCGGCAAGCCCUCCUGA
Venustampulla echinocandica is the source of this 375-nucleotide messenger RNA. RefSeq lists its product as uncharacterized. The transcript has a single exon. The coding region runs from base 1 to 375 and encodes 124 amino acids. NCBI's taxonomy places the organism in Eukaryota, Fungi, Ascomycota, Leotiomycetes, Helotiales, Pleuroascaceae. The record is from RefSeq and is a predicted model, not a curated record.